ACUUUCUUAUCCGCCGAUCUGUCAAAAAAUGUAAAUGUUCUAUUGUGAUUGAAGGUUUAAGGUUUCUGACAUACGGUAAUGCGAUCAAAGCAAGCUAUCCGAUUAAAUCGGAACAUUGGGCGGAUGUAGAAAGAAACCUUUAAGUGAUAUUAAAAAUAUACCAUUUAUUUUUUAAAUCCCAUUAUGGCUCUUCGUAAAGUAAAAGGAAAUUUCGAACGUAUGUUCGAUAAAAAUUUAACCGAUUUAGUACGUGGAAUUAGGAACAACAAAGAAAAUGAGGCAAAGUACAUUGCACAAUGCAUAGAAGAAAUUAAACAAGAAUUAAGACAAGACAAUGUUGCAGUCAAAGCAAAUGCUGUGGCAAAACUAACAUAUCUUCAAAUGUUGGGAUAUGAUAUCAGUUGGGCUGGUUUCAACAUAAUUGAGGUGAUGUCUUCUGCAAAAUUUACAUUUAAACGUAUUGGUUAUUUGGCGGCAAGUCAAAGUUUUCAUGCAGACACAGAACUUUUGAUGUUAACUACCAAUAUGAUUCGUAAGGACCUAAAUAGUCAAAACCAAUAUGAUGCUGGGUUGGCUCUAAGUGGUCUAUCUUGUUUCAUAAGUUCAGAUCUUGCCCGUGAUUUGGUUAAUGACAUAAUGACGCUAUUAACUUCUACAAAGCCGUAUUUACGAAAGAAAGCAGUACUAAUGAUGUACAAAGUUUUCUUGCGAUUUCCAGAGGCCUUGCGGCCUUCUUUUCCUAGAUUGAAAGAAAAAUUAGAAGAUCCAGAUAGUGGUGUACAAAGUGCUGCUGUGAAUGUAGUCUGUGAAUUAGCAAGGAAGAAUCCAAAAAAUUAUUUAAGUUUAGCACCUGUUUUUUUCAAGCUUAUGACAACAUCUACCAAUAACUGGAUGCUAAUAAAAAUCAUCAAAUUGUUUGGCGCAUUGACACCUCUAGAACCUAGGCUUGGCAAAAAAUUAAUAGAACCCCUUACAAAUUUAAUACACAGUACAUCAGCAAUGUCCCUGUUAUAUGAAUGUAUAAAUACAGUAAUCGCUGUAUUAAUUUCCAUAUCAUCGGGCAUGCCAAAUCAUUCUGAUUCGAUACAGCUCUGUGUUCAAAAGUUGAGAAUAUUAAUAGAAGAUUCUGAUCAAAAUUUAAAGUAUUUGGGAUUAUUAGCAAUGUCGAAAAUUUUAAAGACUCAUCCUAAAAGCGUGCAAGCUCAUAAAGAUCUUAUAAUGCAAUGCUUGGAUGAUAAAGAUGAAAGUAUAAGAUUGCGUGCCUUGGAUUUAUUAUAUGGAAUGGUUUCGAAGAAAAAUUUAAUGGAAAUAGUUAAAAAAUUAAUGGUACAUAUGGAUAAAGCUGAAGGCACAGCUUAUCGUGAUGAACUACUUUCAAAAAUUAUUCAGAUUUGUUCCCAAAAUAAUUAUCAGUUCGUUACUUUCUUUGAAUGGUACAUAUAUGUAUUGGUUGAACUUACCCGAAUGGAAGGUACUAAACACGGACCAUUAGUAGCAACUCAAUUACUUGAUGUAGCAAUUCGUGUACAAGCGAUACGAAAAUAUGCAGUUCAACAAUGUGCCUUAUUGCUAGAGAAUUCUUACCUUUUAACAGGACAACCAAGAGCAACAAUGUCUGAAGUUUUAUAUGCUGCUGCAUGGAUUUGUGGAGAGUUCUCUAGUGAAUUGGAAGAUCCUCUAACAACAUUACAAUCGAUGUUACGAUCGCAAGCUUCUAGCUUACCAGGACAUAUUCAAGCUGUUUAUGUUCAUAAUAUUUUGAAACUUGCUACAGCAACAUUAUGUAAAGCUGAAAAAGAUGAAGAUACCGAAACAAUGAAACAGAUUUUUGAACUGAAAGAUAAAAUAGCAGCUUUUGUGUGCAGUGGGGACUUGGAGGUACAAGAAAGAUCUAGUUCUGCAUUGGUUUUACUUGAAUAUUUAAAAGAAAAUCCUGGAUUGGCACAAGAGUUGAUGGAAUCUUUUGAAGGAGAGCUUAAUCCUGUUGCACCUAAAGCACAAAGGAAGGUGCCGAUUCCCGAAGGUCUGGAUUUAGAUUCAUGGAUUAAUGAUCCACCAUCUGAAAGUUCAGACUCAGAAGAUUUAGAUAUGAACGAUAUUUUUGUUAAGAAAUCGAAUGAUUCAUAUUCUAAACGACAUUUUAAUGAACCAUCACCAGAUGAACUUGAAAAACGCCGUGAAGCUAGAAAACUAGAACAACAAAAUAAUCCUCAUUACUUGAAAGGCACAUUUAAGAAUUCUACUUUAUACCAUAACUCAUCAAAUAUGUAUGAAGAGUUUGAUAACAUUCCUGUCGCCGAGUUGGAUAUUCCAGUGUCUUUGAAAAUUACUAACAGUCAUAAGAGGUAUACAGUACAAGGAAAGAAGAAAAAGAAAUCCAAGAAAAGUAAAAAAUCUGCUUCAGAAGAUGAACAGGAUGAAGAUUAUCCUAUUCAAGUGGUAAAAACUGGCAUAGGUGAACUUCCACCAGGUGCUGAGUUAAGUGAUAGCGAUGAAUAUGGUCAAGUGGAUGCAAAUGAUCCACACAGAGCUUUAAAUAUUGAUCUAGAUAUGCCUUUGAGGGAUGAUGAAAGGUUACCUGUUUUAGAACAUAGAGUUAUUGAAAAGAAUACGAUUCAAGAAAAUAUUGAAGUGAAAGGAAAGAAGAAAGAAAAAGGUUUUAAAAAAUCUAAGAAAAAAGUAAAAGAAGUUAAAGAGAAACGACAUGACAAUCAGUUGGAACUCACUGAUAUGUGGCUGGAAAAUAACAUUUCUUCAGAAAAUAUUCAAUCUGUUGUUACCAGUGAGUAUGCAGAGGUGCUUAGUGAGAAAGAAUCAGUCCAGAAGGAUGUUAAACGUAAGAAAUCAAAAAAUCCAGAGAAGUAUAAGAAAGCCGACAAUGACUCAAAACAUAGAAAAUCAAAGAAAUCUAAAAGUAAAAAGGAGAAAAAGUCUUCAAUGUAUGAAGAAUUAGUCAAAAAUAAAGUGCUUUCUAUAAUGUAUGACUUAAAACAAAUUCCUCACGAGACAAAUAAAUUAGUUGCAUCAAUACUCAUUACAAAUAAUUGUGAAAAUUUAGUAAAGGAAUUAGUGUUUGACGUUCCAGAUACAUCCUCACUAAGAUUAAUGAGAAAUCUUGGGGACGAAUGUGGUAUAAAACUGCCAUUCCAAUUGUCUCCACAAACUAGUAAAGAAACCGAAUUUACCAUUUUGAUUUCGGAUGUAACUUUUGCUCAGAGAUUAAGAGGCACUCUUACAUAUAUGAUAGAAAGCAAAGAAAGUACAUUGCAAGAAAAACUUGAUUUCACCAUGCAUCUGUUGUGUAGUAUGUUUAUGGUUGGUCAACUAUCGCAUAGAGAUAUACUGACCGAAUUGCUUAAAAGUGGUCAACUUAUAUAUAAAACCAAAAAAGAAGUUGGUUUGUCUCAAGAUUUUCAUGUAAUUUUAAAUUUAAUUUGCUGUAAAUGUAAUCUCACUCUUGUGGAACAAAUUAAUGAUACUGCAUCCCUGUAUGGACACUCUUUAAAAGGACAUCAUGUGUGCCUUUUAUUAAAAUAUAAUAAAUCAUCUGGUAAUUUGGUCAUUGAAGGCAAAGGUGACAAUAAUACAUUACUGUCAGGAAUUACGGAAGAAAUUUUAAGGAUUCUGACAUAAUGUUGAUAUGAAGUGAAGUGUCUGUAUUUUAAAACUCGUCAUGUUCAUUGUAUUACUCAACGGUAAGAUGAACAUUCGACAGCAUUCAUUACACAUACAAUAAUGGUAUAGAAAAUUUAUUUGCAAACUUAUUAAAUAUUUUCUGAGAACAAUGUUAUAUAAACACCCACAUCCAAUUUAUAUAAUACAGUUUGUUACAUAUGCAUACAAAAUAAACAUAUAUGUGUAUAUGUUAUAAAUAGACAUAUAUGUGAGUA
Dufourea novaeangliae is the source of this 3890-nucleotide messenger RNA. It is a transcript of the gene garnet, whose product is annotated as AP-3 complex subunit delta-1. The record is from RefSeq and is a predicted model, not a curated record. Gene Ontology annotation, cellular component: membrane coat; AP-3 adaptor complex; endosome membrane. Lineage: Eukaryota; Metazoa; Arthropoda; Insecta; Hymenoptera; Halictidae. The transcript has 14 exons. The coding region runs from base 184 to 3633 and encodes 1149 amino acids. Gene Ontology annotation, biological process: protein targeting to vacuole; synaptic vesicle membrane organization; synaptic vesicle budding from endosome.